This is a messenger RNA of Mesorhabditis belari, 561 nucleotides long. The record is from the annotation of a GenBank genome assembly. NCBI's taxonomy places the organism in Eukaryota, Metazoa, Nematoda, Chromadorea, Rhabditida, Rhabditidae.
AUGUUUUCGGACAAAUAUCGACAACAAGCCGAUCGAAUGGUCAGAAACAUUUCAUUCAACAGUUACAAUUCGACAAUGAGAUCGAUUCACAGCUUCAUUGUAUUCAUGGGACUUUUCGGGGCAGUUUUGGCUUCAAUCCAAUGUGCGACCACCCAGUGGGGGGUUUUCGCGGAAUGUUACUCGAAUUGGUGCCGAACGUUUAUCAAUCCCGAAGGAAGAAUUGAGAAAGGUUGUGACAUUGGUGGUGAUUGUGAGCGAAUACAGGGACAUCGAUCCUUUUAUCAUCCUGACGGUUAUCAAAACAGUUGCCGAACGAUCAACGGACGAACGUUUUGCUGCUGCAAUUUCAACCAUUAUUCUCUUUACUGGUACGAUCUCUACAAACAGCAAUGGGUCAAUGAAGCUCUCAUUCGUCAAGGAAACACAUCAAAGAUAAAGUUCAUCCAUAAUAAUGCUAGACCUUACCUUGCAAAAAUGACUCAGCAAACACUGGAGAAUCUAGGAUGGGAGGUUUUACCACAUCCGCCGUAUGCUCCCGAUUUGGCUCACUCAGAUUACCUU